UCAGUAAUACCUCGGAGGUAGAGAUAGUCGUAAGAAGAUAAAAUCGAGCGUGGAAGUACGACAAUCGCCUUUCAGUCGAUUCAAUCACGUGUUCGUAGUAAGCCGGGACCUUGUCAAGGAAGAAAACUUUCUACUUAUCUUCGUCUUUGCUUUCCUUUUUUUGUUGUUGUUGUUGUUGUUGUUGUUGUUGUUGUUGUGUUUUCUAAAUUUCCACUCGUUUCAUUUCGUACAAUUUAUUUAUUUAUUUAUUUUCUUUGUUUCUCACUUUAUCGUUCCACUUUUCUCUAUAUCCUUCUCCUUCUUCCUUCGAUCGACUUUUUAAAUAAUUCAUUCAAAAAUUAUUUGAUCAUAAAUACUUAUAACGUGAAUAAUAAUGUGAUCCAAAUAGAAAAUGGAAUAAGAUAGUUCAGUUAAUUUAAAUCAUGAGACUUAAUGAUGUCUUCAAGAAUUUAUAUCGUUUUAUUCGUUAUUAUAAUAUUUAUUGGUAAUAACGUUGUAAUUGGUUUAAACGUGACCACUCAAGAUUAUCUUCUUCUUAUUACUAAGGUUUACGACUCUUAUGGAUCAUCCUCUGUGUUUUUCGUGGAUAGUGGUCGUACCGAUAACUUGCAGAUGUCGACUAUGUUACACGCGUGGUCGCGUGAAAUUUCUCGUCAAGGAAUCUUUUCAAUAAGCAUUAAUUUCUCCGAACUCAAAAAAAUGAAAUAUUAUCAAAUAUCGAGACCAUUGUUCGUUAUAAUUAUAUCGACAUGGGAAAAUCUUGAAGAAUUUUCAAGGGUAACCAAAGAAAUUGACGUUUCUCUGUACAUAUGGUUCGUGUUAUUCAUUGAAACGACAAACAAUACUUUGAAAAAAUUUUGCAAAAAUCCUAUCGGCAAUAUCUUCAAUUUGAACUUCGAUACCGAGAUGUUGAUACUUUGCUACGACGAAAUGAUAUUAAAGGAAUGGUACUCGAUACAAGAUAACAAUACAAUAACGUCGAAUUUCGCCAUUUGGAAACCCGGAAAGGAUUUUUCCGUAAUAACAAAGAUGAGCCUUUAUAACCGAAGAAGCGAUCUUUUUGGAACAGUUUUACGUGUUGGUUGGGUCAAGGAUUCUUCUUUCAUCGGAGCAAAAGAUAAUAAGCUUAAUAUGUUACUCGGUGAAAUAGUUACGGAAUUAAGCAAAAUGAUGAAUUUUACGACCGAAAUAUUAGAUCCCGUCGAUGCUUAUGGUAGUUGGAAUAAGGAAAAUGAAACCUGGACCGGUGUUAUAGGUCAAUUGACAUCCGGGACAGCCGAUAUAGGUGUUGCCGAAUUCACGGUUACAACUCGGAGACUUGAGGCCGUAGAUUUCACAUUGCCAUUUUUACUUUCACGAAAUCGCCUUUACAUGAAAGAACAGAGCAGUGCUUCGAUUCAGUGGUCCGCAUAUUUUAAGACCUUUAGUUUUGGAAUCUGGGCGAUGUUAAUCUUAGUGAUAACGACAACUCCCAUUUUAUUGACCUUAAUUAAAACAAAGGGUUCCUUCUCUGGAUCUCUUUUAUCUGAAAAUUAUAUUCACGUAUGGGGUAUUUAUUGUCAACAGGGAUUAGCAGAAUUUCCAACUGAACCAUCUUUACGUCUGGCUUUCAUCUCCAUCUUCGUCUCGGCUAUAAUAAUCUCGGCUGCUUAUUCGGCUUCGUUAAUUAGCUUCUUGACCGUGACCACAGAGAGUUUACCUUUUUCCAGUCUCGACGAUUUCGCCAACGCUCGCACAUACCACUUGAUCGUUUUCGGCAACAGUGCCGAUUACGACAUGUUCGCGAAUUCGAAGGAUGACGUCAUUGUGAAAAUGAUGAAACUAAUGAAGCCAAAAAAGCAAUUACCAACCAGUUUGUACAGUGGAUUUGAUCAGGUAUGCCGAGAGAAAGUGGCAUUUUAUACGACCGAAGAAAUGAAAAAGACAAUAAAUCUUUAUCUAUCUUGUAAGAUUAAUUACAUUGAAACUGGUAGAUCGGAUAGUUUGGCAAUGACCCUGCCAAAGGGUAGUCCCUUCAAGGGUUUAAUUAAUUAUCACUUGCAAAAAUUCAUAGACAACGGUAUAAUGAAUCGUUUGAGAGGAUUGUUCAUUGUACAACCGAGUUUAUUGAGAACAAGUCACAAUGCUGUCAGUUUGUGGGAUGUCACACCAAUUUUGGCCGUACUUAGCGGCGGUACAAUAUUAGACGAUACGAAGAGAUUGGUAUUAGAUGGAUAGAGUGAAAACAUAAAAACGUCUUUGACCCACGACCUUUGGAGAAAUUCGCCCACGUGACUUCUUCCCACGCGAGAGAUGCAUUGUGCCAUGUCUACAGUCUCUGAUUUAUAAUAAUACAAAUGCAUGCUUACGUUGCUUUACAGAUGUCACGAUUAUGUCUAAUCAAAAGCAGCACACACGCACAUACACACACACACACACACAUACACAUACACACACACAUACAAGCACAAAUUAACAAUGAAUAAAUAUGCAUAGAUAGUAAUUAAUUUUAAUUUAUUAGUAUUAUCAAAACAAUCAGUUUAAUAAUAAUAAUCGGUAAUAUCCGAUAAGCGAUCAAUCGAUCAGCGAUAAUUAAUAUUCACAACGCGUUGAAAUAAGUUAAAAGAAAAAAAAAAAAAAAAAAAAAUAAUGACGCAAUUUUUCUCUACACGAACAUUCACAUAUACAUACAUACACACACACACACACUCACACACAGAAUAAAUAUAUAUAAUUUCAACUUGUUAGUAUUAUUAAGGUAAUUUGUUAAACGCAUUAGAUUACCGAUCUAUCGAUCUUCGACAAUCAAUGUUAUCGAACGAUACGUUGAAAAAGAAAUGUCCAUGAAUGAAUGAAGAGAGAAAAGUUAAAAAAAGAAAAAAAGACAGAGAGAGAGAGAGAGAGAGAGAAAAGAAAAAUAAAAAAAAAAAACAAGAAAGAAAAAAAUGAGAAAGAAAAGAAAAGAACUUAAAUUUUUUUUGCUGCAGUUAAGAAACGCAUCGGCUAGUGCACAGUGCGUUACGCGCUCAGGUGGGACGAGCUAUCGCUCGAGCUACCACCGGAUAUGGAGAAGCACGCGCUGUGUUUCCGUUUUCUGCAUGACCGGAAGUGACCUUUAGCUCAUUAAGAAAAGAUCCACGUCGAUCCCUUGGCCAUAAGCAUUGAAUAUAACUGUACGUGGUAUUC
Vespa mandarinia (Asian giant hornet) is the source of this 3165-nucleotide messenger RNA. Its product is annotated as glutamate receptor 3-like. Gene Ontology annotation, cellular component: membrane. NCBI's taxonomy places the organism in Eukaryota, Metazoa, Arthropoda, Insecta, Hymenoptera, Vespidae. The record is from RefSeq and is a predicted model, not a curated record. Gene Ontology annotation, molecular function: ligand-gated monoatomic ion channel activity.